Molecule: messenger RNA, 1329 nt
Organism: Momordica charantia (bitter melon)
Lineage: Eukaryota; Viridiplantae; Streptophyta; Magnoliopsida; Cucurbitales; Cucurbitaceae
Product: Rhodanese/Cell cycle control phosphatase superfamily protein
Source: RefSeq, a predicted model, not a curated record
GAAAUUUAUCCAGAUUCCGGAUAUCGUAUUCCUCGUGGGUUUGAUGGAUAUGGGCGUUGGAUAAGGCCUUUGGACACUCUCUAUCACUCCCGCUUCUGUACAGAGCAUAAUAAUGGAAGCUCUGGCGCUUCCUUCUCUGAAUUCUCCUUCCAUUUCCUGUUCUAAUUUGCAGAAACGAAGUUUCGCCAACGUUUCCAGAAGACUGCAACACUGCAACUUCUCUGAACAAUCUACCUUCAAAUUCAGGCCCUUCCAUGGUUCUCACCGCCAUCGUUUCAGUGUUAUCAGAAUGCAAACUGAUAGUGAAGAUUAUGACCUGAAGCAAAUGAGGGACAUGGCUGCAGCAAAGAAGAGAUGGGAAUCUCUGGUCCGGGAAGGCAAAGUGAAAGUUCUUAAACCAAGGGAAGCUGGUUAUGCGAUUCAACUCUCUGAUAAGACAUUGCUUGAUGUGCGUCCUUCGACAGAACACAACAAGGCAUGGAUUAAAGGCUCAACUUGGAUUCCUAUCUUUGACGUUGACGACAAACUUGAUCCUGGAACUCUUUCUCGAAAGGUCACAAGCUUCAUGAUGGGGGGUUGGUGGAGUGGUGUACCUACAGUGUCCUACAAUAGCCGGUUCUUGUCAGAAGUUCAAGAGAAGUUUCCAAAAGAUGCAGACCUUAUUCUUGCAUGCCAAAAAGGAUUGAGUAAAAGAACCAAACCAAUGGUAUUAUUACAUACUUUAUUAUCCUGGCCGGGCUUCUUUCAUCUGAACAACAUUUUUGGAAGGUCUUUAGCUGCAUGCGAGCUUCUCUACAAUGCUGGUUACAAAAACAUUUUCUGGGUCCAAGGGGGUCUAGAAACUGCUGAAGAAGAGGAUCUCGUCAGAGAAGGGCCUCAGCCUCUAAAAUUUGCUGGGAUUGGUGGGCUUUCAGAAUUCCUUGGUUGGACCGAUCAACAAAGGGUGGUAGCUGCAAAAGAAGGUUGGGGUUAUCGAUUUGUCUACUCGGCCCGUCUGGUUGCAGUCUUUCUCGCCGCUGAUGCCCUGUUUAUAGGCGCUCAGCAAUUAGGUCGUUAUAUUCAGGAAUUAAGGUCUCACUAAGUUCAGACAUGAGAGAUUAAGGUCUGGAGUUUUGGGUAGAGUAGAGAUUUUUGAGUGAUCAUAAUGUGGUGUGGAAUUAAUGAUAUGAUUUGGAAGAUCUGCUGUAAUAUAGAUUCCGAACCAGAGUUUACCACCCGACCCAAAGUAGUUCAUGAAGAAAGAACGAUAGCAUCAUGUUUUUAUUGUAUGUAAUUUUUUGGCGUUUGUGCUUCAUAAUAUAAUUUGCCUAUGUUUCAUCUCUUUCCAAA